This is a messenger RNA of Crotalus tigris (Tiger rattlesnake), 2574 nucleotides long. RefSeq names its product neuronal differentiation 6 (gene NEUROD6). The transcript is spliced from 2 exons. Bases 708 to 1721 code for a protein of 337 amino acids. Lineage: Eukaryota; Metazoa; Chordata; Lepidosauria; Squamata; Viperidae. Gene Ontology annotation, molecular function: protein dimerization activity. The record is from RefSeq and is a predicted model, not a curated record. Gene Ontology annotation, biological process: regulation of DNA-templated transcription; nervous system development.
ACUUUUUAGAGAUCAAUGAGAUAGUGCAGAUACACACAAAUCUAGACUCCAGGAGAUGAUGCGACAUUCAGAUUGAAAAGAUUUGGAAGGAAUCAAAAAAAUGAAAUCUGUUAAUUGAAUCAGAAUUUUAAGGCCAAGGUAAUGCAAGUAAAUAUUUCUGUGUUCGUGUCUGUGUUUUCAAGUGGUGCUGUUGAGCAUGCAUGCAAGAGUUUAAAGAUAUAGAAAAAGUAAAGCCUGUAUUUUAUCAAUGCUAUUAUUUGAUACUGCUUCUGUUUCACUGUGUUUUAAAUGUUAAUAUACUUUCACCAAUUAUGUAAUACUGUCAAAAUGGCAUGGAUAAUACUGAGAAUUGAUAUUUCGAUGGUGGGCUUAGUUUAGCUUAGUUUUUUAAAAUUGGAAAACCUGCCUCUGAGUCAAGGUUUCUUCCAUAAUUGUUUGUAAAUUUGUAAAUGUGUGUUUAUCCAUUAGAGAAACCUGAAAGGCUCUUUAAAAAGUGACCUCAGGGGCAGAAAUAAAUGUAAUGAGGAGCAAAUGAUUUUUCUCCCCCCUUUUUUCAUUCCGGAUUCAGAACACACGUGCACAAUUUCAGUAAGAAUCCUGAAACCAUUCCUGUCAAAUAUUAGCUGGAGGGAAACGUCUGUUCCUUGAAGAACACAGAUGCCACAGUAAAGUGUGAAAAGGCUUAGGUAACAUAAAAUUAUAACAUCAUGUUAACGUUACCGUUUGAUGAAUCUGUUGUAAUGCAAGAUUCCCAGAUCUGCAGAAACCUUUCAAGAGAAAAUGAGGACCAAACGCAAAUUAAAAAGCCAGAAAUCUUUGUAAAACAGAUUAUGCACCAAGGAACAAGUUUUAAAAGAUCUCCAGCAGAAGACACAGAAAAAGAGGAAGUAGAAGAUGACCGAGAGGAAGAGGAUGAAAAUGGUUUGCCCAGGAGGAGAACUCUUCGGAAAAAAAAAAUGACCAAGAUGAGAAUGGAUAGGGUCAAAUUUAGGCGUCAGGAGGCGAAUGCCAGGGAAAGAAAUAGAAUGCACGGCCUGAAUGAUGCACUGGAUAAUUUAAGGAAAGUGGUCCCUUGUUAUUCCAAAACACAAAAGCUGUCUAAAAUUGAAACUUUAAGGCUGGCAAAAAAUUACAUAUGGGCUCUUUCAGAAAUCUUACGAAUUGGCAAGAGGCCUGAUCUGCUGUCAUUUGUCCAAAACUUAUGCAAAGGUCUCUCCCAGCCAACAACAAACUUGGUGGCAGGAUGUCUACAGCUGAAUGCCAGAAGUUUCUUAAUGGGUCAGACAGGAGAAACGGCCCAUCACACCAGAUCUCCCUAUUCUACUUUCUACCCACCCUAUCAUAGCCCAGAGCUGAACACUCCCCCAGGUCAUGGAACGCUUGACAGUUCCAAGUCCAUGAAACCCUACAAUUAUUGCAGCCCGUAUGAAUCCUUCUAUGAAAGCACGUCUCCUGAGUGUUCCAGCCCACAGUUUGAAGGUCCCUUAAGUCCUCCCCCAAUUAACUAUAAUGGGAUAUUCUCCCUCAAGCAAGAAGAAGGUUUGGACUAUAGUAAAAACUACAAUUAUGGCAUGCAUUAUUGUGCAGUGCCACCCAGGGCUCCCCUUGGGCAGAGUUCUGUAUUCCGGUUGCCUACAGAGAGUCACUUCCCUUACGACCUACAUCUGCGCAGCCAGUCACUCACCAUGCAAGAUGAAUUAAAUGCAGUUUUUCAUAAUUAAUGAGGAAAGUGAAAAUAAACAGUGGUCAUUCACCUCUCUGUCUAAUUAAGAUAAAGCAGAUGCUUGUGCCCUGGUUAAUUGAUGCAACUCUAUUAAAAAUCUGUUUGCUAGGUUCAAAAGUGUGUCAACUGUUGUGGGCCUUUUUUAUUUCUAUGUAGAAUCAAUAAUAAUAGAUAAUAAGAAGAAUUUUACUGAUUUAUAUUUAAUCCAAUUUGGAUCCUGGUAAGCACUGUGAAAUUUUGUCUUCACUGUUUUUUUAAUAAUAAUUUUCUUUCUUUUCCACCACAGUUGCUUGAUUUUGUCAGGCAGUGUGUUGGAAUAAAAAUGGUUGAGCUAAUCAAAGUUACAUCGUAGAAAGUCUGCAACUGUAUUUCAAUUGUACAGUCAUUAUAUGAAUGCAUGCUGCUCAGAUCUGAUGAGUUUAAAAUGAUGUAUUUAUAAAAUUAGAAAUGAUAUAUUAUGCAUUGGGGAAGAAGUAAAUUUUUAUUUUAAAUUUUGGGAGGUUUUUGUUUAAGGAAAACUGUUGCAAGCAUCAUGAGGAGACAUGGUGCAGCAAUAUUUUAAGCUAUGCAAAAAAAAUCUAAGCAAAGUGCAUCUAAAUAAAAUAAGGGUAGUCACUAUUUUUCAGUUGAAAUCUGAAGGAAUUGCUAGUAGGAGCUACUUAUAAUUCUUGGUUUUUUAGUUUUGCAUCCAUUUUAGUAUAAAAUUCACAUAGCACUUAUUUUGUAUUAUUCCGCCUUCACUUGUAGAGUUUGUAUAAUGGCAUUUUACUUUAUUUUCUCUAAAUGCAAUUAAAAUCUAAAUGUUUUUGAUCAUGAUAUCAGUUAUGACAUACUAAAAUCAUAUGGUCACA